GGAGGGACUUUCGAAAUAUUUCACGUUUAGCUCCCAAGAAACACACUUUAUUGUAUAUUUAACACGAUUACCGCUGCAUUGUCAUACAAACGUAAUAUGUCUACAGUCACUGUAGUGAUGCUGCUGAGGUUUGGCUAAAUUUUGGACGAUUGCUUUACGAAGAAAGAAGAAAAAGCUAAUCAGCUAAUGCUAGUUAACGGUAUGUUUAUCAUUGUUGAUGUUAUUUGUUGUUGCUACAUUGGUCUAAACCCCCGCUUCGGUAGUGUCUGUAUACCCCUCUGUUUGAUGCUAGUCUUUAGGGGGUUAAUUUCAUGUUUUACAGUGAUAUUUGUAAUCGACAAUAUAGCUAGCAAUAAUAUUUACAUUACUUCAAGCACAUUUGUGGCUUUCCUGUUAACAUAUGGAUUUAUUACAUAUUUUCGUCUAGGGUGAUUUUACAAUCUCACUGAAAGACAAAGCACUAAUGUUGUCUCUUGACCAUGGAGCUAAAGUUGGAAGUCGUGUUAUCAUCCAGUAUCAAACGGAAGAAACCAUGGCCGCGCUUCUGCUGGCUUGGCAAGGUGAGGACAGUUCUGAUUUCAGCCACGAACUCCUAAACAUUACUACCUUUCUUAGAGGAAUAUGACUGUGAACCUGAGUCCUUCUACUCUUCAGGAAAAGGAGUCUGUAUUCCUGUUAGAUGACAAACGGAUCAGUGAGAUCAACAUGGUGUCUGGACGAACCAAGAAGAAGACUCCUAAACUUCACCCUUUGUUACACAGUGUUUUGACAAUGGCUUCAUCCCACAAUGGUAAGUUUGGUUUCGACACACAAAGCACAGUUUUUCCAUCUGCAGGGUUCGGAAACACAUGCCAUAGGGGAGAGCGGGGUAAGCUGAGCCAAAGGGUAAGUUGAGCCACCCCCUGUUGCUUGGAAAUGGUAAAAGAAAUUGAUCAUGUGACCAAAUAUAAACCGAAAAUCAACUUAUCAACUUACCCCACUCCUAUGGUCAACUAACCCCAUACACAUGUUUUUUUUUGUCAUGCUAUAUGUUUACACAGUUAUGUUUACACUCAUUCUGUUGGUUUGCAGGGAUGCACAACAUCUUUAAAUAUAUGCAGAUACACUAGUUAGAGACAAAACUAUGAUUUGCUUGACGUAGUGAUCCGGAAUAUGAAAAAUGGCUCAUCUUACCCCACUCUCUCCUUUGUCUUAUUUUUCCAGGUAUGUGGCUGUGUGGGCUUCUGGUGUCAGGAGAGCUGUUCCUGUGGAACAAGGAUAAAGACUUGUUGAAGACUGCUGCAGCAGUGCCUGAAGUAGUUCAAAUGAUCACUCACACUCAAGGUACAUACACAAAGUAUAGUAUAGGCUUGCCCUUGUUAGUUUUAGGUUCAUUAAAGCAUUCUCCUUUAUGGCUGCAAGAUCUUUAGAAAAUCAAAGAAAUAUUUAACCUGCCAUAAAAGAGAUCAGGCCUGCUAAUUAACAUUUGAUUAGUAGAAGUGCUUUUUUAUCAUUAUGGCAAAGUCAAUGCAUAUAUCCACACUUAAAUUACUCCAUGACUUUAUUUUAUUAUCCAUAUAAAUCAAUAGGUAGUUAUGAAUAGAUGUUUUUUUUAUUCUUUUUUUAUACUUAAUUAGCACUUUUAAGUGUCCUUAUUCUCAUCUUUUACCUAAAAGCAUACAUGGGUUAAUUUAUGUAUUUUUUCAUAGGUACUGCCACACGACUGUCACUCCAGGUUUCAGGCAAUGGGAUGCGAGUACUCCUCGUCGCCAUAACAGGGCAGGUGUUCCUGUGGGAGUGCAUGGAUUUUAAAGAUUUGACAGGAGUACGAGAUGGCACAGUCAGAGGGCAAUGGGCGCACAUCCAGCCUUGUGAAGACUCCAUCCUGCCCUCUGUACAAGACAAAGAAGCAUCGCUACACACUAUCUUUAUCAAGACUGAGGUCUGCAUACAACUAGAUUAGACAUCACAUACAUUUAUAGAUUUGCAUUUCAUUCUAAACUUUUAUUUGAUGCAAAUCUUUCCAUGCUAUCUCUUAGGUAAUGGGUGAUGCCUGCUUAUCAUCAUUUGUUUUCACAUCUGGGAAGAAGCUGAUCAUCACCUGCAUGAAAAUUCAGUGGGAGGAGAGCCAGAAGAGGGUGGAGUGAGUGAGAAGAACUGUUACCAACAUGAGUUUUAUCAGUUUCUACAGCAGUUCAACAAAUAUAUUUUUUUGUGUAGUUCUGUAGGAUACAGUGUACAGUGGGCAACCAAGACAUACCCCUUGUCUCGUCUCACUCCAACCUGCCAACCAGUAAAGUCAAGAGGGGCCUUGGUGCCUGCUUUUUCUCCAGAUGGUCGCCUGUUAGCUGUUGUCCUGAAUCAGAGACAGCCAAAGGUGAGCAUUUAGCCUUCCCAAACUAUUUUUAACUCUUUAUCUUUGCAAGUCUGUUUUUUUUUUGGGGAGAAAUGUUCACUGAGAUUUGUUUUCAUGUUUUUAUGCAGGCUACACAGGUUCUCUUUGUUAGCACACAGAAUUUUGUCACAGUAUCUAGUAGCCUUGGAGGAUGUGGGAGCAAGAAUUUGCAAAUUCCAUCGAAAUACAUAAGGUACUUUCUUUUUUCUUGAACAAUGUGAAUGUGUGCUUUGAUUUGAUCUGGGGUCAAUAUCGGUUUAUUCAGACCCCUUUUUUGCUUAGGUUAGACUUCCUGAAUAUAAAUGAUACCUAAGAAGAGUGAUAUAUUUUUAGUUUCUUCAGCAUGUGUGAAAAAAUGUCUAUACAAGUUUGUAAAGGCUAUCUUUGAUGAUAUUUUAUUAAGACAAAAGCUGUACAUCUUGUCUUUUAGGUCCUACUGGGUGGGAAGUUUGAGUUGGUCCCCUGGUGGUCUUUUCCUGGCCUGUGUUUUGAAGAGGGGCUCCCUUCUUAUGCUUUCUCGCCUCGGAGGCCUUCUGACUCUGUCCAGCUCUGGUUGUAGUGUUGAUUUUGGGCCUGCACACUUUUUACCCCUGCAUCCACUCGUCACUUACCGGUAAGAUUUAUUUCUUUUUUCUAAGGAUUACUACCCAGGCUUUCAUUGCCUUUAGUCAAAGACGCUGACACUGGAUUAAAUAGGAAACAGGGAAGAGAGAGUGAGAGAUGACAUACAACAAAUGGCUGAUGUUUGGAUUUGAAUCUGCGCCACCUGCGACUAGGAGAGGGUGCUUGAAUGAACCACUGAGCUAAACCAGCGGCCUGUUUAUCAACUCUUACACCUAAUGCAAGUUUUCCAUUUGUUUAUGUUGUUGUCCCUUGUUGUUAUUAAGCUUUAUUUAUCUGUAGCCAGAUUCUGAUGAUUUACUUGUGAUUAUAUUAUUGAUCAGUCUUGAUGAUUGCUUUACUGUGUCUACUUAUUGUCUUGUUUUUUUUAGAUAAAAUACAUGAAAAAUGGCAUGUUUUAUUUUACAUAUAAACUGCUGAGUUAAUGAUUUUCCUUGUACAAAAUCUGAAAUCUGUCAUAUCAUUACUUUUGUGCCAAAGAUGCAGUUUUAAUGCAAUGUUUUAUCAGAACGACAGUCUUGAAACAGAGUUAAAAAUAAAGUAUUAGCUGAAAAGAUAUAGUGUAAAAGAAAAAGUACAGAAAAACUCUUAUACUCUUCGUAAAAACUCACUUUGAUUAUUAAUAUAGUUCAUGGUUGGCUCUGUUGAUUUUCUUGCCUCUUUGAUAAUUAUUUUCACUUUUUCUCUCAAGGCCACCACAGUCAGCUUGCAACAAGGAGGCCUCCCUGUCCAGCUCCACCUUGUCUGUGCGGGAUGUCUUAAGGCAGCGCUUUUCUGUCACCUGGCACCCACGGCUGCUAUAUCUCAUCGUGUCUGAUGGCUACAUGGCGACUGUGAUGAGGGUUUUAGAUAAGCCCUCACCCGCUCUGUUGCUAAAAACACUUGUAAAGGACACAAGGAGGGAACUCGAAAAGGCUAGUCGGGUCUUGGAUAAAUCACAGGUGGUAAAACAGACACUUUUUAUGAAACUUCUGUCUAAACUCUCUGCAGGGAUAUUCUUAACUUGAUGGAUUUUUUACAUCCUUAUUUUCAGAUUCAUGUGAGAGCAUGGCUGGAGUCUGUAUCCAGUUUGGAUCUUGACUCCAACUCAGAGGUGUUUCACCCUACUCUUCCCCAUGGACCCAACACAACAGGCUCUGUCUUUUCAUCUGCCACAGAUGGAUCUGCUUUACCACUUUUUCUGCAGGACCAGGGGACUUUGGGUGGGACUAAGGAGCUCCUUGAGAAAAUGCAGGUUGGUUAAAUUGCAUCUACUAGAAAAAAAAAUGAUAAUCCUUAGCAGUAAUGUGCCUUGGCAGCUGUUUAAAUUGCUACAUUUAUUUGUAAUAGAUGUAUUUUUGUGUGAUUUUUUAGACUUUCUUUGAGGAUGAUUCUGACUUUGAUGGACCUCCCGCUGGUUCUAAUUUGGAGGAUGGUGGCCAUCUGGAGUUUGCCUCAAUGUUUGACACAAUUCACGCUCUGGACACACAGACCAACACUGGAUUAAUCACUAGCCCUGACUCUGACAAGGACUCUGUUGAUACAGGAAGAAGGACUCCUCCUCUGCACCGUGAGCUUGGCAAAAUCCAGAGUAAGCUCUUAACAGCGUGGGCUUUUGGCAUGUCUUUGGAAAGCGCUGUUGAACACAGAGCUCUUCUGCUAAAGCAUACCCUCUACUGUGUGGUGCGAUAUGCUGCUUUACUCCGAUUGGUCUGUGAGGGAAAAAAGAACUCCACCGAUUCCUCCUGCCUUCUGAACCUUCUUAAAAACCUCCUCUCCUUCCUUUCCUGGGAUAGCGCUCACUCAGAUGGACCAUGCUGCCUGGGACUUAUGGUGGAGCUCAGUAAACGCUUGAUACACCUUCAGCUGACCCCUCACCCUGACUCCUAUCAGACUGAUCUCUAUCAGUUAUCGUCCUGUAGUCUGUCCUUAGUCCUUCUCAUCUUGCAGCUGGUGUCAGACUCUCUCGACCAAACAUACACCCUGCAGCAGAAAACUCUCUGGUCCUCUGAAAAGUCUGAAUCUCAAGAACCACAACCCUGGUCCUCAGAUGUUCACCGUGUGCCAGUGUUACAGAAUGAAAAGGUGCAGGAAUCCAGCUCCAUGUUUCAGGUCCAAACUGUUCCCCAGAGACCAUCCAGCAGGUACAGGUUAUCACUGCAGCUUUUAGUUUAUUAACAAAGAGUCAAUAAAAUGUACCAAGUCUGAGUAUACCAGAUACUUUAGAAUAUACCAGAUUUCUGAGUGUCUUUUUAUGAUUAGAUUGUUGGGAGUGUGGCAGUGGGUCUAUGGGAUCACCCAGCAGUAUGUGGAGGAACUGAAAAGCUUUCAAGGCUGUCAUGGCUGGGAUGAGGAGCGACAAGAGUCAUCCGUCAUCAUGUCACAGAUCCAAAAAGCUCUGCAAGCUACAGGAGAAAGGCUUGAGGAGGGUCCUGCACUGCUGAGUUACCCAGGUAGAACCAUUUAUAAACUGUGGGAAAAGAACCACUUCAAAUUUGUGUUUGAACAAGCCUAAAAUGUUAUUGUUUACUGUCAGUAAAUCACACUCUUAUCCUCAGGUGAACAUCUUUUCCUGUACGGCUCAUACAUAGAAAGUUCAAAUACAUGGCGAUCACAAAUUUGUGAAGAAAGAAAGAAAAGUAAGAACCAUUUUUUCUACUCUUCCAUUAAAUUGAACCCCACAAUUACAUUUAGCUCAAAAUGGUAAUAACUGUCCCUCUGUUAGACUGUGAUCGUAGUGUCUUCCAGGAGACACGCCUCUGUCUCGCGCUCCUUUACAGUCUGUUAUCUGAGUAUCAGCUGAGAGAAGCCCAGGAGCUGGGGGACCACAUGGCCGGCCUCAUCCUGCACCGGGCUGGAUAUCAGAAGGACAGCAUGGCUAGUGUAACAGGUCAGCCAUUGACAAUAAUUCUUGUUGCCUGUUAAAGGGUUUGCAUAUGUUCGCAAGUUUAUGGCAUUAAGUUGAAGACAGCAGAUAGAAGAUUUUUUCUUUUUUUCUUUUCUUUUUAAAUUCUCUAUUACAUAUUAUAUAAAUUCUUUCCCCCUCCCUCACAAAAGUAUUUUUGUAAAUGUUUUAUUUUUUAUCUUUUUGUUGUUGACGUUGUUUCUGUUGUUGUCGUCACUCUGUUUUGUUGUCAAAUAAAAAAAAAAAAUAGUUGAAGACAGCACCUACUUACAAAUGCUUCCAACUUUCAACAUUAACUGAUUAAUUUAAAGCUGUCAUUCCCAAUUUUUACAUCUAGUUAAAAUUAAACUUCUCUCUAAAAUAAUUACUCUGACUUUAAUCAACAUGAUGAAAAUUGACAAUCAAGUAUAGACACCAAGUUUGAGAAAACUUUCUCUGUCCAGGGUUCCUGCAUAAGUAUGAAAAGUAUGGAAGUAGUUUGAUCAUUUUCCACAUCUUAAAAAGUAUGAAAAAUGAAAAAUAAAGUAUGGAAAAACAUUUAUUUAUCCAGACUAUUAGCACAGUUCAAAAAUAAUGUUUUCUAUAAUAGAAAAGUAGGUAUUUCCAAAAAUAAUUCUAAAAAGUAUGGUAUGGAAAAAUAUGGAAAUUCCAACUGUGUUGGACCCCUGUCUGUCGUGCAUUUUGAUUAGAGUAAAUUUUGGUGUUAUAUGGUUUUCUUUCUCGCCCUGCAGCAGACUCUUUUCCCUGCCCAUGGCUGCCAGUGGACCUGCACAGUGAAGCAGCGUGUGCUGUGGUACAGUCUCUGGGGAGAUUCAUGGUCUCGUAUUUUGCUAAUCAACCCCUAUAUAUCCUACCCCCUCAUAAUGUUUCGGUUUUACCUCCACUUCAUCUACCUCAUGGUUUGUUUCAGUUAUUUUUCUCAAUAAUGAAGAUGAUUCGUUAAUUGAUUAUGCCAUUUUGAUAACAGAGCCUUUCUUAGCUCCUAGUGUUGGGCGCUUGGUGCCGCUGUGCCAGGAAGAGGUGGCUAAAGCAGUGCGACAACAGCAGCUGUCUGAAGUGUGGACGGUAGACUACGCUCAGGACCUGCUACUGCUUGGGGGUCUCCUCCCUGAGACAGUGUGGCUAGCUUACCAUCUAGGGGACUGGAAGACAGCAGCAUCUCUCAGCCUGGCUUAUUCAAGUUACUGCACUGAGCACUUUGACUUCACUCGGUCAGUUUAAAAGCAUAAUCAAGAAAGGAAUCAGUGUGUGGUUUGAAAUUGUCGCCUUUUUCGAACCCAUAAAUGUUCAAACCUGCAUAAUUGGCAUUUCACUGGGGUUAUUUACAGGUUCAGGAGGAGAGAGCUCCACCUCCCAACAGAUUUAGAACCACAGAGCAUUUUCCAGGCUGAACUGGAAAGUCUUCUUGGCAACACGUCUGACUCUCAGGAUGACAAGAGUCUCACAGGUUGGUGAGGCCUUUCAACUUAACCAAAAAAAUAUUAAAAAAAGAGAUCUUUGGUUUUUACAUUUGUGCUGUCUUAACUCUUUUUACUAGACCUACUGGAAGGUGAAGACUGGGAUGUGUUGCAGAUUUCCGUUCAGGAGAUUCUUAAGGCUUCUGUCAUGGCUGGAGUGAAUGUUUUGUCUUCACCCUUGUCUUCUUUGCUGGAGACAGCUAAAGAGAUGUGUGCUUGCCUGCCUGCUUUGGCGCCAAAUGAACUAUAUCUGCCUUCCCCGCCUCUCUAUUGCCCUCAGCCUUCACCCAACACACAGGUAUUACAUCUAACAACAUAAAAAAAUCUACUUUUGCACCCCUAGAUUAGUGCUAUUGUAAUAAAAUGUUGUUAUUGUUUCAUGUUUAGGACCCAGUACGGACAAUGGGGUAUUUUGCAGAAGUUGUGACGCGUCACCAAGUGUCUGGAGUGCUUCAGAGAUUGCUGAUGCUUCUGAGAUCUGCACGCUGUUGCCGUCCUGCUGCUCAGUGGUACAUCACUAAUCUGAGACGUGGCAGACAUAUACUGCACAAGGUGAUUUACUGCAGACUUUUUAUUGAAAUAUAUAUAUAUUUUAUUAAGUGAUGCGAAACCGAACAUGACAGGUAAGGGACAACAAACUAAGAAACAAAUGGGGGAGACAAGACAAGACAAGACAAGACAAGACAGACACAAGCUAGGAUAACAGUGUGUGUGUGUGUGUGUGUGUGUGUGUGUGUGUGUGUAUGUAUGCCUAUAUAUGAGUGCUUGUUUUGGGGAGUUAUAUUAAACAGAUAACAUUUAAAAAUAAUAAUACUAACUAAUAAAAGUAAAAAGAAUAAUGCGACAGAACAAAGGGACAAAGCAAAAACUAAAUAAAUGAAAUUAAGAAACAAAAAAAUAAAUAAAUAUAUAUAAAUAUAUGCAUACAUAUAAAUAUAAAUAUAACUCUUUUUAAAAAAAUAUUCCCUCCUUUUUUUUUUCCUUUUUUUUUUUUACUGCAGACUUGAAAUAAGAAGAAUGAGACACUGGCUUCAUUGUUCAAAUUUUCUGCUUUACUUAUGAAAGAAACUUCUAUGAAAGGUAGCUGACAAUAACUGUUACAUUUCAUAAAAAACAAUGCAGAGUCUUUUAAUGUUAUAAAACAUUAAAAAUUAAACAAGAAUACACUCAAACUAAGAAUUAUUUGUGGAUUUGUUUUAUUCGUCAGUGUUCUAAAGCUAUUUCCUCACCUGCUUACUAAAUAAAUAUUCCUAAAUAAAAAGCAGGAAUUAUCUCUUUGCUCUCUCUUUUUCUACACUGCUGUCUGUCUUCUUUUCAUAACUGUCUUCAUAAUCACAGGGGGGUACAGGGAGGCAGAGCACAGCCUCACCUGUCAGGGGCUGAGCUCCAGCCCAAACAGGCUUGUCUGGGACAUAAAGGGGCUGAGCUAUAUAACUUUUGGGAACAGUGCAUACUGGGCCGGAUUUCCUCACUUAUCCUUUUCAUUAGUACUUUGUGUUGAUUUGAAUUCGUGUUUUUGCAGAUCAAAAAGAAGUACUCCUGUCCAUCGGCUGCUGAAGAAGAAAAAACUGUCCCAGAAGACCUCAUGAAGUUUGUCUCCCGUAGUGGAUUCUUCAGAACCAACAGGGGACCCAAGAAAGACAGUCACCUGGACCCUGACACUGUUCAGACUAUUAGUAAGCUGCCAGUCAUGCUGAAUCACAUCAUUGCAUUAAAAUUAUGUCAUAAUCAGUGAUCUUCUUUCAAGUUGUCCUCAUCUACAGUAUUUUUUCUUCUAGCCUGUUUCAGGGAGCUGUGUGCUCUGUGCUGGAUGCUUCAUGUCCGGGACCAGCUCUCCAUUUCCUGCAGGAAGUAUCAAGCCACCAGACAGCGUGUCAGAGAAGAGCAGGUAUUUUAACGAUGCUCUGUGUAUUUAUGAAUGAAUAUUUCUUGGUGUUUGUAGCCACAGAUGAUGUUUAAAUCUUUUUCUCAGACCCCUAAUGACCCAGAAGUGAGAUCGACCUGUGUUGAAGCACUCCUGUGGGCCUGUCGUUUGCUGCCAUUCUCCUGCUUCCUAAAUGCUGAAGAGAUCUUGCAGGACAUAUUGCUCAGUCUUUUAUCUGAACUUCCUCCUCUCUCUCUGGUAAUAUGGCUUUUUUUUUAGCAGCUUGUUUCAAACACACAGCGUUCAUGUUCAAGUGAGACUGAGUUUGGGCUUACUACUUCACCUUGACCUUUUCUUCUUUUUUAUUAAAGGUGGCAGAUACUCUGGUAAAGGCUUUCCCAGAGGAAGAGGAAUCUGUCAGAGUCCCUUUGAGAGAAAAAUAUAAUUCACUGCUGCAGAGGCUGAGACAAUGCAACGUACUGGGUAUGAAAUCUCUGUCUUUUUCUUGCAAAAUGACACCAGUUUGUUUUUGCUGUAUGCUGAUUUGGUUGAAAAUCUAAAUGCUUUUCAGUGAAAACACAAACCCCCAAUUCCUUAAGAGUUAGUUAUGAUAAAGAAUAAGAGUUGAAUUAUUUAAAGCCAGUAUUUAAUCUGAAAUAUGCAAAGACAACAUUAUCAAAAGCUUUGUUUCAUGGAAAACAAUGAUUUUGAUUCUAGCAACACAUUUUAAUGCAGUUGGAACAGGGACAGCAAGUGAUUUACCUCUCCACAAGAGACUAGGUAAGGAAAUAGUUUGCUGAUUCCUAAACAUAGGAUUGCAUUAGUGUAAAGAUAUAAUCGACUUACUGUAUGUACAGUACAUCAUAACAUUAAAAGACUGAGAGAGUCUGAAGAAAUCUCUGCACAAGAGGGACAAGGCCCAAAACCAAAACAGGAUGGCUUUGAUUUCAGGCCCUCAGGUGUCACAGCAUUGAAACAGGGUUCCUACCAUAGACUGUAUAUAAGAUGGACAACCUGGUUCCGCCUUCCGCCUGUAUACGGAUUUGAAGUCAAAAAGCUCUCGGUAAUUCUGGGUUUCUCUCCACUUUCUUGAAACCAGAGCUGCACAGUAGCGAUGCGCGCAUUCGGCCGCGCAGUCGCCGAGAGUCCCUGUGAUGACGCUCGGCUCAAACAGCGUAUCCCCCCGGUGAGCGACGCAAUCCCUGAACGCCCAUAGGCUGUACCAGGUGUCAAUCAUAGAAAACAUGAACCCCCUAAUAACUUUUAAAAACGGAGCUGUACAGAAAAAACCAUCCAUCCACCCACCAUCAGAGGGUGCUGUUCUCGGAGUGGCUUCACCCAGCGAGGAGGCAGACUCUGUCCAUUCUAUAUACAGUCUAUAGUUCCUAUGCAAAUAUGGAAAAGUAUGGAAGUAAUUGGAUCAAUUUCCAGGUCUUAAAAAGUAUGUUAAAUGAAAAAUAAAGCAUGGAAAAAUAUCUAUGUUAACAGACUAUAUUACCAGUUAUAAAAUACUGUUUUCUAAAAUAGAAAAGUUGGUAUUUCCAAAAAUAAUUUUAAAAAGUAGGGUAUGGAAAAGUAUGGAAAUUUCAACUGUGUAUAGGAGCCCUGUUGAAAGCAGACAUGACUCUGUUGUGGAAAUCACUGCAUGUGCAUAAAUUCACAGUUUGCCUCUGCAUCUGCAAGUCAAAACUGUUCCAUGACCAUUUCACACAACGUCCUUACUCAACUAGAACUGAUGUUUUAUUUCAGUUCAGUAUCCAUCAAUUUCUCUUCACACUCUAUGUUUUUCCAGAGAUGGAAGAAGAAGAAGAAGACGAAGGGAAUGAGUUGAUGAUGAUAGUGAUCCAGGACAAACGCAGACAGCGAAGGAAACUUCUUGGGCGUUUGAAGAGACACCUGGCCCCACCUGAGCUCCAUCUGUGGGAGAAAGAGGAAGAAGAGGAGGACAAGGGGAGCAAACACGGCAUGGCCAUGCUGAGGCAGCUCUCCCUGGGUACGACACUGAGCACCAGCACCUUAACCGACUGUGGCUUUCCACCAGUGUGCAGUGAUGGAGACACCGCGGAUAAUAUGUCUGAGGCUAUCUCUCCGGACAUAAGUGCCACAGCUAAAACCAGGUGAGUGAAACAGCAGCACAGCCAAGACAAGAGUACCAUUACACAUAACUCAUUUUUGUGUUGUUCUAUUUUUUUGUAUAGGAGCAAAAAAGCUAAGAAGAAGGAAAGAAAACAUGCAAAGAAAGCUGCUGUCAAGAUCGACAGCGUCAUUCAGGAGGAGAGUCAUCCAGGUGAUGCCAAGGAGAGCGAGCAACCUCAACCACCACUUGUUGGUACCUGGGAAUUUGAGCUGGAAGAUGAAGAGUAUCUCAGCUUCCUGGAGGUCUUUUAUAGCUAUGUGUUGGGGAAGGAUACAGCUGAAGGAGGGGAAUCAGGAGGAGAGCUGCCUCUGCUGAAGGGCUUCUCUCCUCAGCUGCGGGAGAAAGAACUGCAUUCUCUGACCUUUGAUGUGCUCACAACUGUUCAGCGUCGUCAAAGAGAUCCGCACCAUUCAGCGAGAAAACACCUGCCGUUGUUCAGAGCUGGCAGCUGCUAUAAGCCGCUAAAACAAAGUUCAACACCAGAGCUGCAAACUUCAUCAGUGGGGAGUGAAGCCCAGGUAUCGAGAACUCCUGUCAGCUCUCUUCCUGGGCUGAAAGCUGGCAGACAAAAAGGUUUGUUUGGCCUCCGACUGCAGAGCAGUGUGCCUUCAGACAGAGAAAUGAAGGGGAGUCUCUUAAGUCAUGAAAAUAGCCCUAAUCGAAGUGCCUUUUCCAAGAAGCAGCCACCAGAGAGCUUCAAAUUUGGCUCCUCAACAUCUAUGGAAGCUGUGACUGACCUUCAGCAAGGCCUAGAUCCGAAACUAGAAGCUGACUUUCCAGAACUGGGCAGGCUGCUGGAGUGGAUGGUACGCUGGGCUGAUAGGAGGGUGCUGCUCAGACACCAUGGCAAAAGGAAGAGAGACAGAGGGGGAGGAGGGGUUGGAGGGACAGCAGAAGAAGGAGUGGUGAUGCGUGUCAAAGCCUCAGCUCCUGCCGUCCUCACGUCUCUCAGCUUGCUGCAAAGCAGAUUCACCGCUCUACUGAGGAACGACCACUACACUGCACACAUCCAAGUUCCACAAACGCAGUGGACGGUUGCCCCAGUGCUGCAUCCUGUGGUUGACGAACAGCUGAACAAAGAGAGCAGUGUGGACACAGGAUACCCUGGAUCUGCAAAUACACCCAUCAUGGGCCUCGACCCCACUUCACAUCCAGAGGAACUGUCAGUGUGAGUGCACACUUUUUUUUAAAAAAUUGUUUGUUUUAAGACUGAGAGGAAAAUAGCACAGAAACAUCACAUCUGUUUGUUUUGUUUGUUUAUCCUUGAUUUCCCUGCAGUGGCUCUCAGACACAUGAACCGGGGGAAGUUGCAUUUCAGAGGACACCUCAGUCUCAUGACCAGGAGGAGCUGACCUUUGAUGCUCAGCAGAGACUGUGCAGUCCCCAGCAGCUGUGUUUGGAUGAUUUAGAUGUUUCACCUGAAAAAGAGGGUAUGAAACAGAUUCAUAUUGUAUCCUAAAAACUUGUUUAAACCCCAGACGCAUAUAACAGACAAUAUUAAUUGAUUUGUUGAUAUUUACAGGCAAAAGUAGUGACAGUGAGGGCUUGGGGGUGUCAUCCUCUGUUUCCAAUUUGGGAAAUCUGCUUGAAUCGGUAAAUAGUAACACUCAGGAUUAUUUCUAUGAGUUUUAGAAGUCUAGUCAAACACACAGUUAACUUUUGUUUUUCUGUGCAGAGUUUAAAGCUUGUGGACUUAGACCUGUCAGACGAGGCCAGAAACACAUCCACUUCUACAUCUCUGUGAGUAUUUAGUUGAUUUUACUAUGCAUUUUUUAUUUGAUGGGUAUUUUUAUGUAUUAUUAAUUUUUUGUAGUUUUUUUCACAAAAUUUCUUCAACACUUUGGUGUGAAAUUCGUCGCCUGGCCUUUGCUGUGUAAUUUCUACAUCAAAUCUAAGAAUUGAUUAGAUCUGUUGACAAGUAAGAUCACACAUACGAGGGAUUUGUUUUUAUGUCUUGGUCCCAAAACUAUGAUGGCAAAAUAACAGUAGAAAUAAAAACAGCAGCUGUAAAGGAACUUUGAACUUUAAACUUUGGGAAUUUCCCCCUGUGGGAAAAAAAAAAAAGUAAAAAAAAAAAAAAAAAAAAAAAAAAAAAACAAUUCGUAAAACAGUCAAAUCUACGUAACAAGAACCUGUAUGCAGAAUUUGCCAGAGCUGUUCAUUUAGGUGGGAAGGUGCACAGUGGUAUGAGUGUAAAAUCAGUACAUACAUAAGCAAGCGAGACAUUAUGCAAUCUAACAAAGUGACAAUGUGUUUGUUGGGUGUUAUGUAAUAUUUUGUACUGUUGUUGAAGUCCCAGUCAGGUUAGGAGCCUUCAAGCAUCACCACAACCAGAACCCCAAGCCCCUCCUACUGUCCAGUCUGGUGCAGAAGUCCACGCAGAGCUUUCUGAUUCACCUGCACUUUCCACCUCAGUGGCAAAUCCCCCAAGUCUUCAGCCACAAAACUCCCCACCUGGAUUACCAGCCGAGGCCUCUGCUGCACCCAGUCAGAUAUUACCCACUGAGGAUCCACAAAUGAGACAGCGUCUAGGGGAAGACUUGUACAGGCUUGUUCAAGUAAGAAGAGACUAACUCAAAAAAUCAUUCUGAUUCAAGGUGGUUUUUUAUCGUCCUUGUUUUAUUUUAUUUUAUUUUAUUUAUUUUACAGAAUAUUAACUACUUGAGCCUGAUGGAGGUUUUAGGAGCUUCAUUCUCCAACCUGCAACUUGCCCAGCAGAGCUCCUCUUUGACCCGGCCCAACAUGAACUCCUCACACCCUAAUGUGCCCUCAUCUUUUGCAACCAACUUUGUCCAGGAACCAAAUGCCUUCCCAGUUCAAACCACUAUUCCUCUGACACCUCAGACACAAGCUUACGUGCCGACUUCAGCAUCCACUAACCUUCAGUUUAGUCAGACCCCUGCAUGUGUGUCUGCAGACCGGCCUGCUAUACAUCCUUUAGGCAGCCACCAUCCCAUCACCAGGAAUCCAGCCUCUGCUUUUAAUGGUGGAGGUGUAAAUGAUCAGGUAUUGCUCAUGUCCUUACGUUGAAAUAAAACUUGAAUCACAGCACAAACUAAAUUAAUUGUAUUCACUCUUUUCUGCAGGAAAUGCAGCCGCUCUCUGUGCAGGCCCUGUCACCAGAAACCCAGUUUAGAGAAAGCAGGAGGUUAAUCCCACCUUCUCAGGGGCUUUUGGCCACAAGCUGUGAUGUUCAUAGUGCCCAUGUGUUACCACCACGAAAUGAUCUUCUAACCCAGUUUUCAGGCUUGAAAUUGCUUCACCUUCAGCGUUCGCCAUUACCCCAGCAGAGUGCCCCACAUCAACCCCAAGUGUUGCACACUUCAAACUCAACAAAGAAGACAAUCAAAGAGAAAAGAAAUGUUUCCUCUAGUCCAAAAAAGCAACUCAUUUUUAAUCAUUCACACAAUCCAACUCCUGUGAUCCCUGAACACAACAUCCAGACAUCAGAAAGAAGCAGGGGGCAUGAGUUCUCGCUACUUCCUCCAGCUUUUCCAGCUCAUACACCUGCACCAACGCAAGGCCUUCGUCUGCUGCACUUCAAGUCUGAUCAACACAAUAGAGUCACGUUUCCAAAAAUAUCCAUGCACCCUUCUUCUAGGCAGUCUACUUUAAUUGCAGCUCCAAAAGAGGAAGUACCUAUCAAGCUUCUACAUUUAGAUUCUGGACUGAAAAUGGUGAGCCCAACUUCCAUCAUUUAACUUUUUUUUGUGUGUGUGUGUGUGUGUGACUUCCUUUAAUCUUGAUAUAUAUCUCUGUCUGUAAAAGAUGUUGCCCCAGGCAGCUCCCUCAGUGCAAACAACUCAUCUCAUGUCCAUGGAAGAGCUGACACAAUCAGUACUGGCCAGGCAGAACGCCGAAGAGGCUCGACUGCAGCUGCUCAGAGUCAACCUACCUCCUGAAAGCACAAGAAGAGAUGCCCCUGUUCUCAGCUCUAAUAACUCCAUCAAGAGGUCAUCACUUAUUACUUUUCAUGGAAUUUCUUUUCUCAUUUUCUCAAAGCUGCGUUUUCCAGUUUUAUGCUCAUUCGGUGAUGUUUGCAGGCAGAAGAGGAGAGAAAGAGCAAGAAAAACAGAAGUCACUUUCAGACCCAAUGAUUCAAUCAUUGUUACACCUGAGGUAAAUUGAUAUGAAUCUUAUUGAGAAAUAUUUCAAGCUUAGUGUAAUUUUACCAUCAUUUAUCCAUUUUACUCUCCAGCCGGCAGAUGAACCUGAAAAUGAAAAGCCUGCAGCUUCAGAAGAGAUCGCUGCAGGACAGAUGUACCUGAUAGAUCUGGUAAGUGUCAAAGACAAACUUAGCUUCACUUGGCUGAUAGAGUUUAUUCCGUGCCAGAGAAAAUCUUUACCAGGUAGUCCUAAUGAAAAAGACAAACAUAGCAAAGACUAGAUUUAUAUUUUUUUUGUCAUGUGUCAAAGUGCAUAAGAAAGUCAAGCCAAUACGUCUCAAAGAAGGAAGAGAAAUUUGCAUUCAAGUGAUUCAGAAUGAGCAUUGACUUUAAAGUGAAAAUGCAUAGCAGCCUCAUAAAACUUACUUUGUUUAUAUUCUUAUGAACGGGGAUAAAAACAAGGUCCUUGUUUUCUUUUGAAACAGCUUCUAAAUAAAGACACUUUGUUAUCACAGCCAUUUUUCCACCGGCCCUUUGGAUAUAAAAUUAAAAAGUUGAUCCUGACUCAUUUUAAAAAUAAUGUCAUGUUUUUUCAACCCUAAUGACCCCUCACUCUUAGGGCCCUUUGACUUUUCAUUGACUGGUCAGAGAUUAUUGGACAGAGCCACGUCUACUGCAGCUGAGCUCCAUGCCUUUGCUUCCACAUGUAAGAGGCCUCCAGAGUGUCAUGAUGCCUUCACAAACACAGAGCCAGGUAAGUAAUGUUGUUACAGAGUUGUUGCUCGUAUUAACAUUUAUAGCAAUACCAAAAAAUGUUUAUGAAUAUGUUUUUUAUUUACACAAAAAUAUGAAUUUGGUCUUUUUCAAAAACCUUUAUUAUUCUUUUAGCUUGUCCUCCUGCACUUGUGGAUAAAGCUGUGUCUGUCUCUGUGUCUGCUCGUAGCCCCAAAUGUAAGUUGUUUUCAGACGACAGAUUCAGUAAUAUUACACUGCGUUCUAUUUGUUAAGUUACAAAUGUGUUUUUAUAUUAAUCUUUUCUUCCUUCUAGCUCAAAGCUCAGGGAAUUUGCAGUUCUUUAACCAUCAUCUGAACACAGAAGAGAUCUCACAUGGACUGGAUGGGAUUCUGGUAACAGACCUCUCAACGAUUGUUUCUUUGGACUUAAAAACUGUGUUUAAAUUAUCCUUUUUUUCACUAACUUGAACUCUACAUUGACUGCAAGGAGAAUAACAUCUCUUAUUUUUUGCAACGAGAGUUUGUGUGGAAUGCUAAACUACAUGAGUCAAUAAAAGAAGAAAAUAAGGAAAAAAAAACAUACUCAGUAGUCCAAAAAAAUGCCUCAACAACGCACAGUGACAUUCUUGAUCAAAUUGAACCCACAUUUUAGCAAACCAAGAUUCUCUGUUUUUGUCCUAAAGGAUCAGGGUGGCCAUCAGUUCAUAAGUGUCUUGGAUCUUGAAGACAAAUCCCUGCACCAGGAUUUGCCUCCCUGUCUCAGCCCAGAAGCACACACUGUACCCUCAAAUCGACCUUCUUCACCUACCUCAGCUCAGCUUCACAUUAUGGCCACUUCUGUUUUAAGGAGUGCUGCUGCGGCUGAUCCACAGCCCUCUGUCACAGUUCCUGAGGAUCUCCUCAAUGCCACCCCUCACUCAGGUUUCUAUGCGUCUUCAUAUUGAUGCUUCAAAGCUCUUUAUUCUCAACAUAAUCACACUAUAACCUGUCCUGAAUAUCUGUUGUCGUAUGUUCUGUAGAUAUCCAGGAGGAGUCACCUUCAUGCAGCCACAUUGAGCCCAUGAGAGAACCAGAGAGAGUCAUUCUAGAGGACGUAGAGGAUCCAUCUGACUCAGAAAUCUUUCAAGCCAUUAAGGACCAGAGCAUCAGAUCUCAAAAGACCUCAUCAGUGCCUCCUGAAGUCUGGUUCUCUUCACACUUGUCUGAGCUGGAUGCCCAGUUAGCUGCUCUGCAGAACAUCGCUGACUAUCUGGAGAUGGACUUUUCAAACUCCAGGAUGGUACAGAAGCACAUGCUUUUUUCAUGCUCAUGUAUUUUAUUGAUGAAAAACAAGUUUAUAAACUGGCUUUGUAGUCUAAUACGCUGUAUGACCCCUUUGUUUCUCUGCAGCUGGUGAACACGAUUGAAAAGCUCACUCCAGCUUUGGCUCCUGAUAAAGGAAACAGAAAGAAUGUGAAAAAAACUGUCAGACUCUCCGUCCCACAAGAAGGUACGACCAAACUCUGUCAACUGUCACCCAAAAUGUGAUGAAUUCAACAAAAACUGUGAGCCCGUGCAAACCAAAUUCAAUCUUCAAGCAAGUUUAAUACAACAAUAUCAAUAUCUGACACUAUAAGCAGGCGCCAGAUCUCAACGAGGAUUAACAGUUAAUUCUCUUUCUCUGUCUCUCACAGCAUGGGCGCCACGAUUAAAGCCUUCGAAUGAAUCAAGUGCCUUCGCAGAAGAGGAAGACGAUCAGGAGGAAAGAGCUGUGAUUCAUGAUGACUCCGUCGCUCUCACAAAGAAGCCAUUGUUUCGUUAUUCAGCUUCUUCCUGUGAUCAAAAAGCUGGUCCCUCGCACCCUUACACUCCACCAAGUAAAUAACAAUAUCCUUCAAUAUUACUUUUAUUUAUUUAUGUAGCAAAUGUAACAAAUACAUUAACAGCCAAUGGACACAAUAAUGGAAAAUUUAUAUUUAUAAGUUAAAACUUAAUUAAUUCUGAAAAAAAGACAAUAGAUUAUCAUUAAAUAAAAAAUACAGUGUAUGAUCAAAUAUGAAGCUGAUUGGGGUUAAAAUGUAAGGUAACGAUGCUUUAAAAAAGGACUAAAAUUUGUUUAUACAUGAAGUGACAAAGCAAGCUAAGUCAGAUUAUAUCGUCAAGUCCAGAUACAGUGGAGGUAACACAUUAAGUGAUAUUAAACAUGAUAGUUAAUGAUAAUGAGAAAAUGAGAAUGAUACUUAACAUAAAGUUAUUAGCAAAUUGGAUGGAUCCAUAUUGCAUACGGUAUUAAAAGGAAUAUUAAACAUAGUGAUGAGCACAGUAUUGUUGAUGAUAAUACCUUGUAUUAUGAUAGAAAAGAGUAAUGCACAACAUAGCUAAAAUAAAGAAGUAAUAUUGCAAAUGAUAUGAAAUGAAAAAAGUAUGUAUGUAUAUUAAAAAAUUGUAAUGAUUGGCCAUGAUGAGUGACUUGAUAUAACCUGAUAUUAAACAUUCUGAUGGUUACUUUUUUCGCACAGGAAUGAAAGAUCGAAUGACUGAAGCAUCUGUAACAUCCUCGCUGUAAGUUCCAGUAAAUCUGUCCAGUUUUAGUGUUUCAGAUUUUUCUUUGUUGAAUUCUAAAAGACUCUGCUCUCCUUCUGUCCAUCUCCAGAUUUGCAGAUGAAGAUCUGGGUCAGACUGGGUUAUCUGAUACAGCAGAAAUCUUAGAUGAGUUGGUGAAGGAAGGCUACCUAUCCCUGACUGACCUGGAUUGGUCUCUUCCGCAGACUGCACAUCCCCCCAGGUAAUGUAUCUGCUUUAGUUCAGGGCUGUCCAUAUGAUCAUUGAAACAACUGAGACUGUUACUAACCUGAAAAGUAAUGUGACCUCUUUGCAGCAAGGAGCAGCAGCAGCAGCAGCAGCAAGGUGGGUGGAUAUCGCAGAAACUGGGCCGUCCAGAGGAGGAGAGGAGGGAGCUGAGGAUCUGGAUGAGAAGAAAACAGAGAGAACAGCUGGCUGUUUAUCAGAAACAUAGAGCAAGCUUGAGGGAAAGAGAACAUAAACCUUUCUCUUCCUCAGGAACAGCAGUAAGUAUUGUUUACCUCUUUACUAGAGCUGAUACUCUUAUAAUUUACAGUUUUGUUCUUUUCAUCCACAUUAUUUGUUUCUUUUUUUUUUAACCGGCAGAAAUCAGCAGACAAAGAAACAAGUGAACGGAAAAGCAAAGGAGAAAAUGAGAAGUAUGUAUCUCUUGACACGAAUUAAAGAAGAUAAAUAUUCAUGCCUUUAACUGUCCCAUUUGAUUUGAUAGAUUUCAUCUCCUGGAGCAAUACAACCAGAGGACACAGGAGGCUUUUUCAUUAGCAAGUGAUUUUAAUGCUGCUCCACCAACUCUAUUCUCUCUGUCACGGACUGGAGUUUUAUCAGUGCCGCUAGCUGCACGAUCCAACUCUGCUCCACCACUUGGCAGCACUUACAGGUAUCCCCUCAUCUUAAUAAUCUGACCAGGAUCCCCUUUUAUUAAAAGAUUUACUGAACCAGUUGUUCCACCACUCCCAAAUCUGUUUGGAGUGAUUAUCUAAUCUUGGAUAUGAAAGUAAUGUCUCUUUGGGGUUUUCAGUGUACCUGCCAGUGAUAAAAGAAGUUUAAAAUCAGGACAAGCUCAACCCAACCUUCGACCAUCUACUUCAGAGAUACAUCGACGGCUAUCAGAGGAUCACCGCAGGAGACUAGGACUACAUAGACCAGGUUUUGUUAAAAGAAAAUUCAUCUGCUUUUGUCAAACAGUAAUAUCAAAUUAGACACUCUCGUUGACUCUGUAUUUUUAUAUGUUAGCAACCUCUCUGCCAAGGGAUCGGCUGUCACAGGUGACCAGACGGGGAAUGAUCAGCAACACAAAGAGCCAAUCGAAACAGCAAACAUCAGGCCAGAAUAAGGAUCAGCAUGUUGGGCGCCAGACAGGUCUGAACAGAGGUCCUCCUGGGGGGACAGAUGCAAGGAGGGGAAUCCUGAGGGGAGGAACAGAUGUGAAUACUGGGGAGCUCACUUCAGACAUGAACAGGGUGCUAGACACCAAUCUGUCUGACAGAGUAAGAGUCACAUUAUAGUAAAAUCUGAGAAACACAAUCUAACACUGUGUCACUUUAGAUGUAGUUCUGGUUUUAUGAAUAUGUUUUACACUUUUUAGGUUGAGACUGAGCUGCUGGAUGAGCAGGAUGAUGAAGCCGGAGCCAGUGGGUUGGACUUGGACUGGCUGGACAACCUUUCUGAGACUGGCAGCAGCCUCAGCAAAAUAGACUGGGCUGCUAUUGAGAAAAUGGUUGCUGCAGAGGAGGGUUAGACUUAUGGGUCAUUAAGAAAUAAAAAAAAAUAAUGACAAAAAGGAAGGUAUAUAAUACCAAAAAGACACCCCAGUGGGUUGUUUAUUAUUCGGGGUGUUCUGAGAUUUUCUGUGCCUUGAAAAUGUAGAUUGAAUCUGCAAUAAUGAUAACAGCAAUUGUAAAUUAGAUGCCAUCUACUUUGACAGAGUUUAUUUUAGAGUAAAUUAGUUGCACCACAAUUUAUAUGUGACAUUUUAAUUUGUUUCACUUGUAUUUAUUUUUUGCACUUAAAUCUUAGUGCCAUUUUUAUGUCAAGUUUUUUUAUUUUAUUCCUGCAUAGACUUUACUGUCCCUACAACUUGUCUGGUUUCUCCUCACUCUCAUUGUUAUACUGGUCCAUGUAGCCUGAUGGUGCUUCCAACUGGAUCACUUAUGCAUGGUUAAUAUUUGACACUACUUCCUUUUUUCAUUUAACCCCUAAGACUGAAUAAUCCACAUUUUUUAAAGCUAAUUUAUCCCUUCUUCAGUCAAUUCGCUGCCUUGGAUUUUCCAUCAAAUCUGCAUUGUACAAGACUUUUGCACUAAAACUGGCACCAUUUUGUUUGAUAUUCUGUUGAGUACUGUAAAAUUGUAUUGUUCUUUCCCUUUACAUUUAAAUAGUAAAAGUUUUCCUUCAAGCA
This is a messenger RNA of Xyrichtys novacula (pearly razorfish), 21138 nucleotides long. The record is from the annotation of a GenBank genome assembly. NCBI's taxonomy places the organism in Eukaryota, Metazoa, Chordata, Actinopteri, Labriformes, Labridae.